AUGACUGUUCUCAACAUACAAGUCUUACAGCCAAGCCAAGCAGUUGUGUGUGUCCAGUACAAGGCAGUUGGUGCAUCUGUUGUUGUUUUGUCUCAAUCAGAACGGAUUAAUUGCCAUAUUACAGAAGUUGCAUUUGUCUUCUAAUACAAACACAAGACAAUCAAAAUGACCAAGGAAGGUGAAGAAACUGUUGUUGAGCAAGUUGCUGCAGUCCCGGAGGGUGAAGACAUCAAGACAGCAGAUCCUGUUACUGAGGAAAAACCUACUGAUGACACCACCAUAGGGGAGACAACUGCUGAUGACACAGCCACAGGGGAGACAACUGCUGAUGACACAGCCACAGGGGAGACAACUGCUGAUGAUGCAGCCACAGGGGAGACAACUGCUGAGGCUCAGAAAGAUGAGACUGCAGCAGAAGAAAAGACAGCUGACUCAGGUGGAGCUGAUGAAGAGACACCAGCUGAAACUACAGAAACCAAAGCUGAGGAAACACCUGCACCAGCUGAGGAGAAUUCCAGCCCAGCAGACAGUACACCAGCUGCAGAAUCUUCAGAGACAAAAGAAGCACCUGACUGUACUGAUGGUGAGAAAACAGAAGAAACAGCAGCUGCAACAGAAGAAACACCAGCAACCACAGAAGAAAAAUCAGAGGAAGCACCAGCUGCAACAGAAGAAACACCAGCUGCAACAGAAGAAAAAUCAGAAGAAACACCAGCUUCUACAGAAGAAACACCAGCUGCAACAGAAGAAACACCAGCUGCAACAGAAGAAACACCAGCUGCAACAGAAGAAACACCAGCUGCAACAGAAGAAACACCAGAAGAAACACCAGCUGCAACAGAAGAAACACCAGCUACCACAGAAGAAAAAUCAGAGGAAGCACCAGCUGCAACGGAAGAAACACCUGCUGCAACUGAAGAAACACCAGCAGCAGAAGAACCAAAAGAGUCAUCAGGUGAGACAACUGAAAGUCAAGGAGACACUGCAGAAAAGACAGUUGAAGAGACACCAGCUGCAGCUGAAACUGAAAUAACAGAAACGCCAGCAGAAGAAGCUGCAGAAGCAGCUGUAACUGAAACAGCAGCAGAGGCUGCAGCUGCACCUCCAGCAGAAUCAGCAGGUGAGGCUGACAGUAAGGAAGAAACAGAACAGACUACAGAGUCAUCGCUGACAGACCCUGAUGCUGAGAAACAAGCAUUCCAGGAACUUGUGGACAAGAAUGCUGAACUAAAACAAGAUGCCAGCUCUGCGAAUGAGGCACAAGAGACUCUCACCAAGUCCAUGGAUGAGAAGGAGAUGGAGAUUGAGAAGCUUAAGGCACAACUGCAGAAGGAACAAGAGGAGAAGAAACAGCUGGAGUCUCAAGUGGAAACAUUGAAGGAAUAUGAAGAGUGGGGACAGAAUAACGGGGAUAAACUGAAGGAAACUCAGAAAAAACUUGUCACAUUUGCAAACGAUAAUGAAGAAAAAGAUAAGAAAAUUUCUUAUCUGGACAAGGAGCUUGCCCUGACCAACUCGAAACUGAAGGUGGCAGAGGAACAGAUCAAUGCUAAAGGCAACGAGGGAAAGCCUCCCCAGUCCAGGACCUGUUCCAUUAUGUAACUUCACGAGAUCAAAGUAUUCUGAUGCAAAAAAGGUUUCUGGACAUGUUCUGGAUACGAUCACUUCAAAAGGAACUAUGAUAUUUAUUUUGUAAUUUAUAUUCUGAAGAACAAUACUUUUCUUCCUUGUUCUUGAAGGAAGUUGAACUGACUAUUUCUGUUUUCCGUCAAGGUCAAGGAGAACAUUGCUGUGAUACCGUCCAUGGUCUGUGAUGUGUGAUGUUUGUGUUGCCUUGUACAUUCAUCAAGAUGUGACUGUAAAGUUCUUCACUUCAUCUCACCCUCUGUUUUACCAUUGUCAGGGAAAGAAGUAAAGUCAGUAUGGUUUCAUUUUUAUUGUUGCAGUAUUUUUCCUUGCUUUCUGUCAAGGUUGAAGUUUCCACUGUUGUGUGGUUUCAUUAUACGUUACACAGGCUAUGGAUACGAUUGUUGACUUGGCUACGUACUGAAUAGCAGAAUACUUCAAAGAUUGCUUACAAAUGAAUGAAAUAUUUACUGCACACAAUUCAGUUGAACAGUUGGCAUCAGUCAUUAUUUUCUGAACUGGUUAGGCUUCCAAGUGAUAGAAACUUGUUACACAUGCUCUGAUAAAAAUUUCCAUCUUGGUAGCAUGAAAUUGCUUUUGAAGUAAAUCUGUUAUUGAAAAAUAACUUAAGCAAAA
Molecule: messenger RNA, 2262 nt
Organism: Haliotis rubra (blacklip abalone)
Lineage: Eukaryota; Metazoa; Mollusca; Gastropoda; Lepetellida; Haliotidae
Product: surface protein-like
Exons: 4
Coding region: 166-1602 (478 amino acids)
Source: RefSeq, a predicted model, not a curated record